Messenger RNA from Erpetoichthys calabaricus (reedfish), 988 nucleotides. Its product is annotated as serine/threonine-protein kinase pim-2-like. The transcript has a single exon. The coding region runs from base 287 to 637 and encodes 116 amino acids. The record is from RefSeq and is a predicted model, not a curated record. NCBI's taxonomy places the organism in Eukaryota, Metazoa, Chordata, Cladistia, Polypteriformes, Polypteridae. Gene Ontology annotation, cellular component: cytoplasm. Gene Ontology annotation, molecular function: protein serine/threonine kinase activity; ATP binding. Gene Ontology annotation, biological process: regulation of mitotic cell cycle; negative regulation of apoptotic process; protein autophosphorylation.
UUGGGCUGGUUCCGUGUAUUUCUUUUACUUUGUACCGCUGUUUGAUUUGUCUUUCUUGCUUAAUUUUCUUUGAGUAUUUUUGCAGUAGUUUGAGCUAGCCUAGUGUGUGCAAGGCACUAUAUAACAACAAUCUGAACUGAAAUACACACUUUAAUAGGUGACACAUGCUGGUUCCCCAGCACGCAUCUUCUGUAUAAUCCACAAAAGCAUCUAGAAAUUUCUUUGACUCUCCUUGUGAAAUUCACAGCCCGGGGAGACAAGCUCCUGCCCCCUAGAGGUCGGCCUGAUGAAGAUGGUCUCCCAGGAGCCGGCCUGCCCGUCCAUCAUCAAGCUCCUAGACUGGUGCGAGGCCGAGGACAAGUUUGUCUUGAUUAUGGAGCGGCCCAAGCCCUGCAAGAACCUCUACGAGUUUGUCAUGGUGAAUGGCGGCUUUGGCGAGGUGGAGGCACGUCGCCUGUUCCGGCAGCUGGUGGAGGCCCAUCAGCACUGCGAGGCGCGGGGUGUCUUCCACCGAGACCUCAAGCCCGAUAACGUCAUCAUCCAGACGUCCACCCAUAACGUGAAGCUGACUGACUUCGGCUGCGGCUCCCUGCUCAAAGACGCACCUUUCUCCAGCUUCAUCGGUAAGCGGGGCUGAGGGCCAGUGGCGGGCCGUGUGACGACUAAAUGGCAGCCCACCCCGUAAGUAACCCUGAUGCCUCUCCCUAGGAGCCUACCUGUUUGCACCUCCUGAAUGUUUCCGAGAUGAAGUCUAUUAUCCGACCCCCUUCACUGUCUGGACCCUGGCCAUCAAUCUUUUGUUCAUUGUUGAUGGCCAUCUGCCCUUUGAGAAUUUCAAGAGAGAAACCCUCGCCAUCCCUGACGGCCUGUCCAGCGGUGAGAAUGGAGAGCUGGUGCACAUGGCACAAGGGCGUCUAUUGGAGUGCAGGCAGUGGGGCACCAGUCUUCAGUUAGGGCAUCCCUCAAGCUGGUAGGGGGUAAUGUAAUG